Messenger RNA from Carcharodon carcharias (great white shark), 1074 nucleotides. Its product is annotated as ankyrin repeat and SOCS box protein 9-like. Bases 174 to 959 code for a protein of 261 amino acids. The record is from RefSeq and is a predicted model, not a curated record. Gene Ontology annotation, molecular function: protein binding. NCBI's taxonomy places the organism in Eukaryota, Metazoa, Chordata, Chondrichthyes, Lamniformes, Lamnidae. The transcript has 7 exons. Gene Ontology annotation, biological process: protein ubiquitination; positive regulation of protein catabolic process.
UGUAAAAUCCCUGUGUGAAGGAUUGGAAACUGCCAUUACUCGGCAACGGCUAGGGAUACUGCCACCAGCUGAAAUAAUCCACAACAGAGUGAAGAAUUUGUACACAUGGAGAAAUGUGGCUGAGCGCACUGAAAAGGGUUUAUUGUAAAAUUCAGCUACAUUUUUGGUGAAAGAUGGCUUCUGAGAAUGAAAACAGCAGGCAGCCUGAGGCUGCAGGAGGGAGUCUGUAUGGAGAUUAUAUCUCCAACCCACUGAUGAGUGACACUGAAUCAGACUGGUCUUCUCUUCACGAUGCUGCUAUUCAUGGGCGUCUCACAUCACUCCGGCAGCUCAUCAGCCAGGGCCACAGUGCAAAUGUCCUUACAAUGAACCGAGUUUCACCGCUCCAUGAAGCCUGCCUUGGUGGACACACUGCCUGUGUAAAAUAUCUGCUGGAAAAUGGAGCAAAGGUAAAUAUAGCUACGAUUGACUGGAACACUCCGCUUUACAAUGCAUGCUACAGUGGCAGUGAGGCCUGUGUGAAUCUGCUCUUACAACAUGGAGCUGAACCCCAAGGAGAAUAUGCAUUGGCUUCACCCAUCCAUGAAGCAGCAAAGCGAGGUCACACAAAGUGUAUGACAAUCUUGCUGAAUCAUGGGGUGCCCAUUGACUAUGGUGUCACACAUCUGGGGACACCCCUUUAUGCAGCCUGUGAAAAUCAUCAGAUGGACUGCGUGAGAAGCCUCCUAAGCUCAGGUGCCAAUGUUAACAUGAGCAAAAAUCUUGAAUCACCACUUCACGUGGCAACUAGGAAUUCUGAUACACAACUAGUCAAUCUACUGCUAGAACAUGGAGCAGACACUGACGCGAAGAAUGCUGAAGGGAAACGGCCUGUGGAACUUGCGUUACCAAACAGCUCUUUAGAAAAAUUGCUUUUGCAAUGGGAAGGUACUGGCCAAAAAAAUUCAUUUCUAAAGUAAAGGUACAAGAAACAGAAUAGCAUAUGCUAUAAUGCCUGAAAGAAAUGACAUAGGGUACCUUUGUACUACAUAUGGAUAUUAGUACCAUUCCUAUAUUAAAGAAAUUGUUAUUAUU